GAUGCCAGCUGAUUGUCAAUCGCUGCGACGCGUCAUCAUUGUUUUAUGUUUCGUUUGUUAUUGAACCGUUUUCAUUAAUAAAAAUGAUUGAAAUAACUGCUAAACUAAUACGAGAUCAAAGUGCCGUUUUUCUUUGCGGUGAAAUAGUGGAAUGCUUAAUAAUUUUUACAAAUCCAAAAUUACCGGAGCAUAACAUUUCCCAAAGCCAUAGCGACAUUCUGGAGAAUUUAGCAUGGGCAACAGUCCAGAUUCACUGUUAUUGCAACUCUACUCUCCAGGAUCGCGGUGGGGCUGCAGCAGAGGCAUCGAGUUCAAUUAACAAAAAUGUAAGCGGAUCAACGUCCCUUAAUGCUAGCAACCAACUGAAAGGCGAGGUGCUUAAAUCUUCUGAACCCAAAAUACUAUUUUGUGAUUUGCGCCUUUCGCCGGGUGAAUCAAGACAAUUUAUGUUCCGCGAAACACUCUCAGUAAAUACUCCUCCAACCUAUAGGGGUGUUAUGGUCAAAUACUACUAUAAAAUCACAGUAGCUACGCAACGCGUCGGCUCAACGGUCCAGGCAUUAUACAUUCCAAUUCGUGUCCUACCUCUGCCACCAAUCAACAGUAGCGAUGAAGCGAUUACCCUAAAUGACGAAUCUAACGAAGAUCUAGCACCAAACAAUCCAUUUAUAGAAAAAAAGAAGGCUCCCUCUAAGAUUGAGUAUGCCUUACAUUACUUACAGAACAUAACUGCUCGGCGACGACCAAACUUUUACUUGAUAUCAAAUAAGAGGGGUAAAGUGGGCCGUUUUUGCCUGUUUAAGCCGAUUUACAAACUUGGAGAGGAUAUUGUUGGCACUUUGGACUUCAGCUGUGGAACUGUAAAAUGUGUCCAACUUUCAGUUACGCUGCAAUGUGAAGAAGUUGUCAAAAAUAAGGAAGUCAAGCCGCCAAGUGACAUUGGGAGUACUUUAAGCCCGGACAAGGAACACACUUCGGUUCCCUUUGGACGCAUAACAAACUUUACUAAACACCACGAAGUGUGUCUUGGAUUGCUCCAAACGCAAAUGAUCCUACCUAUUCCACUGUAUGUGACUCCGACGUUCGAAACCGACCUGGUUGAUGUCAGAUGGAGAUUGCAUUUUCAGUUCGUCACCAGCACCAAUGAAGAGCUGAACACAACUAUCGUUAGCGACACGCUGGAAUGGCAAGCUCCGACGGACAUUUCGAUCGAAACCAUGAUCUGGAACCUACCGGUGACGAUUUAUCCGACCGCACCUGUACAGAUUCCACAAGCUUGUGGGACGUUCACGUUGAAUAUUAAGUAGAAGUUGGAUGUUUAUGAAGCCUGCGAUUUUUUUCGAGGCAACUAAUUGGUCAAACGAAAAAAUACAAUUUAUCGUGUAACAA
Topomyia yanbarensis is the source of this 1389-nucleotide messenger RNA. Its product is annotated as RAB6A-GEF complex partner protein 2. Bases 84 to 1307 code for a protein of 407 amino acids. The transcript has 3 exons. The record is from RefSeq and is a predicted model, not a curated record. NCBI's taxonomy places the organism in Eukaryota, Metazoa, Arthropoda, Insecta, Diptera, Culicidae. Gene Ontology annotation, cellular component: Ric1-Rgp1 guanyl-nucleotide exchange factor complex; Golgi membrane. Gene Ontology annotation, biological process: retrograde transport, endosome to Golgi.